Priapulus caudatus is the source of this 930-nucleotide messenger RNA. RefSeq lists its product as uncharacterized. The transcript has a single exon. Gene Ontology annotation, molecular function: nucleic acid binding. Bases 1 to 930 code for a protein of 309 amino acids. Lineage: Eukaryota; Metazoa; Priapulida; Priapulimorpha; Priapulimorphida; Priapulidae. Gene Ontology annotation, biological process: DNA integration. The record is from RefSeq and is a predicted model, not a curated record.
AUGGCUCAAGACAUUCCAAUCACGGAUGCACGUCUACAAGAGAUCCAACGGGAGACAGCAAAGGAUGAGACUCUGAAGGUACUACAGGAUGUGAUCCUACAUGGCUGGCCGGAAAAAUACUCUAUGACUGCUAGGGAGGUCAGACCCUACUACCACGUACGAGAUGAACUCGUAGUGCAGGCUGGAGUUGUAUUUCGAGGCGAACGCGUAGUGAUACCAAGGUCACUGCAUUCCGACAUAACCUCAAGAAUUCACUCGUCUCACGUCGGCAUCGAAGGGUGUCUCCGAAGGGCCCGUGAAACUGUAUAUUGGCCCAACAUGAAUGCUGAGAUUCGCGAGUACAUCAGUCGGUGUGAGAGCUGUCGGACCUACGAAAACAAUCAGCAGAAGGAAACUCUCAUUUCCCAUGACAUACCGAACCAACCGUGGUCAAAGGUCGGGUGUGAUUUGUUCGCAUUACAUGAGAAAAACUACCUCAUAACCGUGGACUAUUUCUCAAACUUCUGGGAAGUUGACUAUCUCCCAGAUACGAAGUCGUCGACGGUGAUAAGAAAGUUGCGUGCUCAGUUUGCACGGCACGGUGUACCGAACACGGUAAUCAGCGACAACGGCCCACAAUUCAGUGCGGAGGAAUUUCGCAGAUUCGCGAGAGAAUGGGGAUUUGAUCAUGUGACAUCAUCUCCAGGCUACCCGCAAAGCAAUGGGAAGGCGGAACAGGCUGUGAAGACAGCCAAACGACUUAUGCACCUAGCCAAAGUUUCAAAAACUGAUCCUUACUUGGCGCUUCUAGACUUCCGCAAUACCCCGUCGCAGUCUAUGGACAGCAGUCCAGCUCAACGGUUAAUGAACCGUCGCACUCAAACGCUACUGCCAAUGAAGGCAACUCUACUAAAACCACAGAUUCCGAAAUCUGUGUCUCGUCAACUAUAG